This is a messenger RNA of Solea senegalensis (Senegalese sole), 3789 nucleotides long. RefSeq names its product thyroid hormone receptor interactor 10a (gene trip10a). The transcript has 15 exons. The coding region runs from base 343 to 2103 and encodes 586 amino acids. NCBI's taxonomy places the organism in Eukaryota, Metazoa, Chordata, Actinopteri, Pleuronectiformes, Soleidae. Gene Ontology annotation, molecular function: protein binding. Gene Ontology annotation, biological process: signal transduction. The record is from RefSeq and is a predicted model, not a curated record.
AGUGACGCGUCCACGAGAGUCAGUUUAUCCCUCUGUGCUUCGCUAUGAGAAAAAAAAUAUUUGGACUAACUCGAGCAGCCACUGCCAGCGUCCGUUAAUCAGCUAACUAUGACGCGGGUUUACAUUUUCUUUUGAAUGGAGUAGAACCGGAAUGUGUAGUGGUAGUGAGUGAUCUAUCAGGCCGGGGAUUAAACUCGCCUGGGCCGCCUUCCUCCUCCUCCUCCUCCGCCGCCGCCUCCUCGGUGCUGCUGCUGCUGCUGCUACUGCUGCUGGGACAAACUUUGGAGAAGUUCUUUUGUAUUCGACACAGUCGCACAGCUUGUGUUGGCCGACAAGCAGAACAUGGACUGGGGCACGGAGCUGUGGGACCAGUAUGACAUCAUCGAGAAGCACACACAGUCGGGCCUGGAGCUGGUGGAGAAGUAUGUGAAGUUUGUGAAGGAGAGGACGGAGAUUGAGCAGAACUAUGCCAAACAACUGAGGAACCUUUCAAAGAAGUAUAACCUGAAACGAGGCAGCAAAGACGAACCCGAGUGCAGAUUGUCCAGCUACCAGUCGUUUUUGGACAUCCUGAAUGAGAUGAAUGACUUCGCCGGGCAGCGGGAGCUAAUUGCAGAGAACAUGAUGAUGAACAUUUGCAUCGAUCUCACCAAGUACUUGCAAGAGCUGAAGCAGGAACGGAAGAUGUAUCUGAUGGAGGCCAAAAAGGCCCAGCAGAGUUUGGAAAGCACCUACAAACAACUUGACAGUAGUAAAAAGCGCUUUGAGCGAGAGUGGAGAGAAGCGGAGCGUGCGGCGCAGUACGCAGAGAAGACCGAUCAAGACAUCAAUGCCACGAAAGCCGACGUGGAAAAGGCCAAACAACAGGCCCACAUGAGAGCCCACGUCGCCGAGGAGUGUAAGAACGACUACGCCUCUCAGCUGCAGAAGUUCAACAAGGAGCAGAGCCAGUUCUAUUUUAACGACAUGCCAAUUAUUUUCAAUAAACUGCAGGAUCUGGACGAGCGGCGAGUACGAAAGUUGGCCCAAGGCUACAUCUUGUUCUCCGACAUCGAGAAGCAUGUGAUGCCCAUCAUUGGCAAGUGCCUGGAAGGCAUGACUAAAGCCGGCACUAACGUUAAUGAGAAGAAUGACUCCAUGGUCGUAAUAGAGCAGAACAAGUCGGGCUUUGAGCGUCCGGGAGACGUGGAGUUUGAGGACUUCAGUCAGGGCAUCAACCGCGCGUCGUCGGACAGUAGCCUGGGGACACCUAAAGGUCCCAUGGACCUUCUGGGGAAGAACAGGAGCAAGAACUUUUGGCUUUUCAGCAAAAAGAGUAAGCUCUCUCGUCCCACGCUCCCACCUUUCUCCACCCCCCCCGCCCCCUCGCCUGCUAACGGACCCCCGUCCCCCAAGUUCGGCCGGGACCCCCUGUCGUACUGUUUGAAGGAGAUCAAUAAGACAGUCAAACCCAGAAUCUCUUCCUUCCGGACGCUCAGGAGAUCGACCACAGUGACGGAGGACUUUGCACAUCUGCCUCCGGAGCAGCGCAGGAAGAGGCUACAGCAGAAACUGGACGAAAUAUGCAAGGAACUACAAAAGGAAGUGGAUCAGAGCGAGGCCCUCGGGAAGAUGAAAGACGUCUAUGAGAAGAAUCCUCAGAUGGGAGACCCAGCCAGUCUGGCAUCCCAAAUCAGCCAGACGUCCCAGAACAUCGAGCGACUGCGAGGAGAGCUCAACAAGUACGAGACGUGGCUGUCUGAAGCAGGAGGUCGAGGGGAAACGCUGCGCUAUAAAACUCACACAUUCAACAACAACGGAGCUCAUGACGUACAAAGUCCUGAUGGAGCUCACUCGGAUGAAAGCACUCCCGAUCCGUCUCAAGCCAUCUACGCCGAGUUUGAUGAUGACUUUGAAGACGACGAACUGACCGCUCCAAUCGGGAACUGCACCGCCAUGUACAACUUCCCCGGUGCCAGUGAAGGGACCAUCUCCAUGCAGGAAGGGGAGGUGCUGGCUGUGGUGGAGGAGGACAAAGGGGACGGCUGGACGCGCGUCCGCAGGAACAACGGCGACGAAGGCUACAUACCGACCUCUUACGUCACCAUCGCCAUAAACAAAUGACAGACGCACACACAACGCGAGGAACGACAGAGGAAGAGAUGAACAUUUCAUUCAGAUGAAUGCAGUUCUUACCGUGAAGCAACGCUGAGCGCGACAGAGAGAGAAACUGCUGCUGUUACAGGAACGCAAGGAUUUUCAUUUCAUGAGAAAGUUUCCUCCACGUGAGCAGAGCGGUGCUAACGGUCCUAAUUUCACCGUAAUCCCAUUUUUUCGCCACCAAAACCACAAGGUUAUUUUCAUUUCCAUUGCAUGCCACAACAUAUAUAUAUAUAUAUAUAUUUAUAUAUUUCUUUUCCAGUGUUUCAUUGAGCUCAGGUUCCAUCGACGGUACAAGUGCUUUCCUCGUUCCAUGAGGAGGAGGAAGAAGAUGAAGAUGAGUGCUGCUGCUGCCAUCUUUACACUGAGUGUUAAUAACAGUAAUACACAAGUAUAUGGAAGAGGAUCAGGGCCACAUGUGAACCUUUAUUUUGUAAACAAAAUUGAAGUAGGCCAGAGUUCAGAGAAAAAGUCAGAUUUCAAACAAUAAAAAGUCCAAAGUCUGAUGUCCAAAACAUAUUCUUAGAAUUCUUUGAGAAAGAAAGUCAGAUUUCUGAGAUAAGACUCUGAAGUCUAGGAGGAAAAAUUUGUAAAGUAGUGAAAAAAGAAAUCACAUAAUUCAAAACUUUUGAUUUUAAAAUAACAAUUCUGACUUUUCUGUAAGAAUUGUCUGAUUUUUUUUUUUUAUGUAAACAUUUGGCUCUAAUCCUCUUCUGCACAAGUAGGACGUUACCUCACCUGUUCACCUAAUUUCUCUCACAGAUGGAGAAUAAUCUAAUCUGCGGCUCCAGUGAGGCCACUUCUUGCAGCACAUAUGUUAUUCUGGAGAUCUUUAGUCACUUUCUUCUUUUAGUUCAGGCGUUUGCGUCACUUUUUGGGUGGCUGCAGCGUCCAAAGGCGUCUUUCUGUGUCCAGAUUAGUUACAGACGCGUCUAAUCGCAGACAAUCUCUCCAAUAAUCAUCAUCAUUUCACCGUAAACCGUAGCUGUUUUUUUGCCUGACAAAACAAAUGUACUAAAAUAAUUUAUUACAAAUGUGUAAAAUAAUAUUUUCCCGUUGGACAGAAGUCGUACUUUUGUAUUUGAGGAUUGGAGGUUCUCACGUGGAUGAUCUCUCCCCCCCCUUUGCACACUUAGUGGACAGUUUGUGGCCACAAAAGGGAGUAAAUGAGGCACAUGUCGAGUGUGCUGCAUUAAGACUAUUGUAUUUAUGUAAUAAAUAAUAUAUAUUUUAGCUAUCACAACACCACUAUUGUCUUACUUAGCUUUUUUUAACCAUUCAAAAUGAAGACGGUCACAUUGUAAGAGCAAACUAAAAGACCCUCAUGUUGCUACUAGUGUUUUUGUUUUUAAUCUUUCCUUUUGUUUUUGCUUCACAAUUUUCACGCCAAUCAACGUCCAUUUUAUUUUAUUUUAUUUUAUGUGUUGUUAUUGAGCCAACAGGAAGCAGUUACUGCUCAUGUGUCUUUGGUGCCUUUCUGGUUAAAAGCAUAAUGUAUAUACUUCAUUUUCUUUUUGCAUAUAACAUAUUUCAUUCUUUCUUUUUUUGUUUUUUUUCCAAGACUAAAUAAAUGCAAAGCACAUUUCAAAGUUAGAAAUGGUUAAUUCAUUUCAUUUCUGGGCUUAGGACAAAAUAAAUAUUUGACGCUUU